AUACUACGCAUCGUACUUACGCGAAGGUGGGGGUGGUUAGCGCAGUGAACAACAGGCAGCUACGAAGAAAACUAGCAGUUACUGGCAAUCACUAGCAGGUUUCAUAGCGGAUUCUAAGCUUUCCAAUUAAUCAGAGUGUCGCAUUCCUGAGGAUAAAGUUGCAGAAGCCUUUCUCGAGUCGCCUGCCUUCCAUCGGAUCGAUACGCCGAUUUAGCUUGGUCCAAGUAUGUGCUCGUUUUGGCCGUCUAUGUUUAUGGUCAUCAUUCACGUCGAUUGACAGCUGUCAAUCCCUCAUUCGGGUCGCCAGUGAGUCACCGUAUCAACAGCCGAAGGCCUCUUCAGACGAGUCCUGAACAGUAGCCUAAAACGAGCUAACUAAGCUCCACGGGCACUAAGCCGCACGGGACGAUCAUCAUCCCCAUAGCACACGCACACUCUUAUUAGCGAUUGCUUCUAUAAGUCCCGCGAGUGUGGUGUUACAAGUGGAUUCUUGCAUUGCAGCGAUAUCGCCGGCAUGGCGUCCAGCUCCGUCAGUCAGGAAGAUUUUGACAAUGAUUUCGAGUUGACAUCCAGGCGGUCCAGGAUCAGGACUGCUAGAGCUAGAGUGGGUCCGCCUAGAACAGAUGUGUCUUCCAUAAGUUUUCAAAAGAGUACGCCUGAUAUGGAAGAAUCGCAAGGUGCUUACGAUACAAGUUCCAACCCUAUGCUUCUAUCCGAACAUGAUAAUUUGCAGAGCAAACCUAUAAUAAGGAAGCAGGAUAAACGCGUAAGCGGCCGUGUCUUUAGUGUCGUAUCCUGUUUGCACAGGCCAACGCAUAUAAACAAGGGGAAGCAGCAACGCGAUCGACGGAAACUACGAGAAAAACGGCGUAGCACAGGAGUCGUGCAUUUACCGUCGACAGAGAGUACCGGUGGUAGUACAGGAGAAGAUGAGGAAGAACUUACUGGCACUUGCCUUGAAACUAAGCAUAACACGCAUCAUAAUGAAUUCCUUGAUCAUGAUUUGAUAGAAGACCGGACUGCCAGAAUAUACACACAAAGGCGAAAUAAAAGUCACUCGGAUUUGGAGGCCGACGACGAGGAAUUUGAUUCUCUCAAUCAAUCCGAUAGCAUUAAUCAAUCGGACCAUGGCAAUCACGAACCGCAGACGUCUGUCAAUGCGACCAGUAGACCGAGAUUGCCAACACCAACCGGCGACAAUCCGCACGAAUUAAUCGAACGAGCGCAAGAGGAAAACAGGAGGCUGCUGUCCCUUUUGGAGGACCGGGACCAUAAAAUUAUGGCGCUCGAGGCUCGCCUUUUGAAGCAACAACAUGAAAUGGCUGUGGAACGGGAACGGCUUCGCGAAGAGAACGCUACGUUGAUUCGCGCGAUGGCGGCAUUAGCCAGCAAUUAAUCUUCUUCGUGUAAUAAAAACCUAAUGCCUUCUUGGCUUUUUGCUCUUUAUGAUAAUCGCCGAGCUGCAGGAUGAACCGUAAGUCGCGCACCGCGUUAAUUAUUUUGAUUAUUAUUAUAUAUAUUUUGUUUUAUUCUCUCUUCUCUCACCUGUCGUAGCAAGAACAAUUUAUUUAUCUUUUCGUUGAAAUCUAAUAUUAUUUUUGCAUUGAAUCUCUCCCAAUUUUUCGAUUGUUGGGAAAUUUGCAACCAUUACAGGGUGAACGACUGAAAAUCGCGUAUUGCGUUAUCUAUUUUAAUCAUUGUUGAUAUAUUGUGAUAUACAUAUUUUUAUGUAGUACAUAAUACAAAAGUCAAAGAACAAUCUA
Messenger RNA from Camponotus floridanus (Florida carpenter ant), 1763 nucleotides. Its product is annotated as PRKC apoptosis WT1 regulator protein. The coding region runs from base 515 to 1396 and encodes 293 amino acids. Gene Ontology annotation, cellular component: cytoplasm. The record is from RefSeq and is a predicted model, not a curated record. The transcript has 9 exons. Gene Ontology annotation, biological process: apoptotic process; positive regulation of apoptotic process. Lineage: Eukaryota; Metazoa; Arthropoda; Insecta; Hymenoptera; Formicidae.